This is a messenger RNA of Acanthoscelides obtectus, 321 nucleotides long. The record is from the annotation of a GenBank genome assembly. NCBI's taxonomy places the organism in Eukaryota, Metazoa, Arthropoda, Insecta, Coleoptera, Chrysomelidae.
AUGGUUAGCCCGUCAGAAUGUGCAUUUGCCCAUGAUCUCAUGAUCUGUGCCGAACGGGAAAAAGACCUGCAAACCAAUCUAGAACUUUGGAACGCCGAAUUAGAAAUAAGAAAUCUGAAAAUUAAUGUAGCCAAAUCUGAAGAAAUGGUGAUCGGAAAAAAUGUCAAGGAAAUAAAAAUCAAAAUUAAUAACAAUGAACUGGAACAGGUAAAUGUCUAUAAAUAUCUUGGAAUUAUGAUACAGCGUGAAGGCAGUAUGGAAGCUAAACUAAAUGAAAGAAUUACUAAAGCAGUAGGAAAACUAGUAGGAAAUCCAAGAUGA